AUGGAAAGAUUAUUGGAUACUGAAGAGUGGGAAAGAGUCAAGAAAAUUAUAAAGACGUGUUCUGUUUGUAAAAGGUACAAUGUGAAACCCGUGAAUGUAUCUGCAGGAUUUUUACCAAAAGAUCGUGUUCGAAAAGCUUUAGUUUUUGAAGUCAUAGGAGUAGAUCUUUGUGGUCCCAUGGAUUUAGAGUUUGAGAGUAUUAUUUACUUGUGUCGUUUAUCAAGCUAUAUUGAACUAGUAACAUUAUCGUCUACGGAUGGUUUCGUGCAAGCAUUGAGAAGAUUUAUUGCACUAAAAGGUCGCCCUAGCGUUAGCUAUUCCAACAAUGUAACAGAUUUAGUGGGUACGGAUAACGAACUAAAAUCAGUUGACUGGUCUAGAUUGAAUGAAUUCUCAUCUUUUAGAAGAUUUAAUUACCUGGAAAUUCAAUCCAUCAUUAGCACCCUGGUGGGGUGGCUUUUGGAAGCGUCUAAUAGGCAUGUUAAAAACAUGCGUGUUUUAAAAAACACUUGUUUGGAUUAUGAAGAUCUAUACACAGUACUCUGA
This is a messenger RNA of Stegodyphus dumicola, 546 nucleotides long. RefSeq lists its product as uncharacterized. The record is from RefSeq and is a predicted model, not a curated record. NCBI's taxonomy places the organism in Eukaryota, Metazoa, Arthropoda, Arachnida, Araneae, Eresidae.